AUGGAUGGCGCUGGAGCGUCGGGCCCAUACCCUGCCGUCGCCGGCAACGGGAGCCGCGAGGGCUACGGGAGCCGCGAUGGGUCCAUUGAAGCCAGGAGUUUCUUCAGCAGAGCAGCGGAGGCCUUCAGGAAGAUGAGAGGAGCAGAGGAGGGUCCCUGGCUGGUGGUGACCUACGGGAACCAGGCCUGGCUGCAUCACCUUCAGGGAGAACAAGCAGAGAGUCGGGCUUGUCUGUCAAAGAUCGACGGCCUGAUGACUGAGGAUCCAUCACAGGACGAGCUGCACCCGGAGACCUGUUCUGAAAAGGCCUGGACUCUGAUGAAGUUCAGCGGAGAACAGAAGCUUCUGGCAGCUGAUUACUUCCAGAGAGCCAACCGGAUGCAGCCGGAUAUGGUGGAGUGGCAGACCAGCCACGUGUUUUGGUUAGUUUACAUGUCCAAACAAAGCAAAACAGGGGUCGAGGCAGACAUCAUGGAGAAGCUGAGAAAAGCCAAGGAACAGGAUCCAGAGAACCUGUACCUCGCUGCCGUUUACCUCCUGCAACUUGCUAAGAGAGGACAUACAGACCAAAGUGGAGCACGUGAGUUAGCCACAAAGGUUCUGAGAAACCCUGUCAGCAGCUACAGUGGAAUCAAACCUUUGCUGUGGUUUUACAGGACCUUCACCUCCUUGGAUGAUGAUGGUGAUCAGGAGCUGAUUUGAGGAGAGUAGUGA
Molecule: messenger RNA, 714 nt
Organism: Pleuronectes platessa (European plaice)
Lineage: Eukaryota; Metazoa; Chordata; Actinopteri; Pleuronectiformes; Pleuronectidae
Exons: 1
Coding region: 1-702 (233 amino acids)
Biological process (GO): defense response to virus
Cellular component (GO): cytosol
Molecular function (GO): protein binding
Source: RefSeq, a predicted model, not a curated record